UCAAGGCCAGGACACCUGUUAAUGCUGAAGUGGGGGGAGCCUCAGGGCUCAGCUGGGACGGUGGGGUGCAUCCAGGCAGCACCAGGGCAACCUGCCCUGGUGGGGGGUGGUCAUGAGGGCUCUGCCCUCCCAGCUGUCCACCUGGACUGGACGUUUGAGGUCUGUUUGUAGUUACACGUGGGGACGACCAUGAGGAAGCCAGCUCACCUGACACUGAGGGGCCUUCGGGUCGGGGAUCCAGUCUUCCAGGUGGAAAGCUGAGACAUACAUGUGUCCUCCCUUGGCUGGAGGGUGUGGGGGAUGGAGAGGAGGGUGUGGGCCUGGGGGUGUCUCCCUGUGGGAGGGCACUGUCCCAGAACCCGAACACCGCCCUCACGCCUCUAUUUCCACCACCAGAUAAAGCACCCCACUGCUCUAUUAGACACAGCCCCAUCCUCCCCUGGGAAACACCGUAGUUCAUCUCCUACAUGCUGCAGGCUUUCUCUGUCUUUCAAGAUGCCCCGAAUAUCUGGCGAAGAGCUCUUCAUUUUCUCCUCCUGACUGCUCCUAACUUAGCCCUGAAUGUGGCCUGACUUCUCAGGUGUCCCCACUCCUGUCCCCCCAGGAGCCCCUGCUUUUCCCCAAUGCCUCUCCAGACCUUCCCUCACAUGAUUUCCAGGCUCUCCCUCCCAGAGACCUCAUCUCUCCCCUGGGCCCCUCCUCUGACAACCCUGAAGAAGCCUUCCCAGCCCUCACCACACCCUGCCAGGGCCACACCUGUGCCUGGGGUCUGGCUCCAGCCAUCAGCAGGCCCCACCCCCAUGCCCUGGGGGAGCCUGGUGAGGGCGUGGGGAGCAACAGCCACUCUAGUCUGUAACUGGGGGGGCGGAUGCUAUCAAAAGGCAGAGCAGGAGGGGACUCUGAUGCCUUGUUUCUUACUUUAGAGGCAUGAAGACAGAGGGGCCAGUCUGUCCAUCCAUCCAUCAUCUACUCCAUCAUCUACUCACUACUCACCCAUCUAUCCAUUAUUCAUUCCAUUCAUUGGUCCAUCCACCCCUUGCCCCAUCCUGGUAUCCUUUAGGAUGCCUGCAUUGGGUUCCUCUUAUCUGCCAGGACCUCUGGUGGGUAACGAGGAUGCACCAGUGACCAAGACCGAGCUGUCCUCAUGGAGGUGAUAGUCCAGUGACAUGAAGCAGCAAGUCACCACGAAGCGUGUAAUGACAAAUGAAAGGAGCGAGUCCUGGAACUUAACCCAGGAAAUCCAGGAGGGUUUCUCUGUGGGAAUGACACAGGGGCUAUGGUCUGGAGGAUGAGAGCCCCAGGGGAGGAGGACAGGGUUCUAGGCAGAAGCAAUAGCAUGUGCAAAGGCCCUGUGGUGUGCAGCUCGCAGGACAUUCAGGGAACAGAAGGAUGCCUGUGUGACUGGUGGUGAGAUCAGAGGGGUGGUGGAGUGGAGGACAUGGCUGGGGGAAGCUUGGUGCCAGGGAGAGCUGCUGGGGAGCUUUUAAGCAUAGAAAGGAUAGGAUUCCUAAGUGGGAGUGUACUGUUGGGGCAGGAGAGGAAUGGGGGCAGUUGGGAGAAUUCACUGGGUUCUGGACUAGGGGAGUCUCACAAGGUAGGAUUCCAGAGACUCGUCGGCUAGAGAGGGGUCCUAAUGCACUUUGUUCGUUCGUUCAUUCCCCUGCGUCCUCCUUCAAAGCCUCUAUGUAUCUAGCCCCCUGCUCAUGCGUGUGCUCAGAACGGCACCGGCUACUUUACAGUUGGGGGAGCAGAGGCUCAGAGGGUGAGGUGGCAAGAGCUGGGAUCCCACCCCAUCACCUCCCCCGUCCUGCUCUCUAAGCCAGGAAAGCCAGGUCUGGGGUGCCCAUGCAGUAAUGGGGGCUGUGAGCCUGACUGCCGCUGGGUCCCCCACACUUGUCUCCUGCCCCAGUCUACCUUCAGUUACUUAGUUGAAAAAUGCUCCUUGGGCUAGCCUCAUCCUCAGUGAGCCUGGGGGUGGGAGGCCACCUCGCAGCCUUGGACUACUUGCUUCCCCUCCCUAAACUGGGUGUCCUGUGGAAUUGGUGACUCCCCCGUGCCUCAGUUUCCCUAUCUGGAAACUGGGGGUGGUGGUCCUCCUCCACAGUGGGCUAACCUGUGCCUUGUUGGGCCGAGGUCUCUCCUGGGAGCUUGCGGACAGGCCUUCGGGUCCCUCUUCAGGGGAGGAGACAGAGCUCAGCGGAGAAGCUGUUGGCCAGAGCUGCAUGGGUAUAAGGUGGCUUCUCUCUCUAAGGUGGAGUUUUUUCUCUGCGCUUCCUCAAAGACCGGGGAGAGCCUGGCGCCUGGGAAGCACCCUGCCCCUCUUCUCUCCUAUGAGCAUAGGUCGCUGGGGGAUGGGAGUUGAGGACCAAGGCCCUGCAGCAUGAGCUGGUGCGACUCAGGGUGGGAGUGGCUGGUCAAUGCCACUUGGGCUCCCUCCCCAGCCUCCUGACGUCCGAUCCCAGGAAGGCUGCAGCUUGGGCUCUGGGGGGAGUCCUGGGAAUGUGCCUCACCACACCAGCCCUCUCAGGGCUCUGCAGACGAGUAGGUUUGUUGACUGGGAGAGGCUCCUGUUUCGGACCACAAGGCUAACUCACCAGCUGGAAGGGCCAGCCUCCUGGACCCCGCCCCUCUGAAGGCAGAUGUUGGGGACCUAUCCCUAGGUUCCUUGUCUCUCUGGGCCUCAGUUCCCCAGCCCCCGAAGGUGAUGGGGUGGGGGCAUCGGGGAGGGGCUACAGCUGAGCCGUCUGUGGUGAGGAUCAGGUUCUGGGGUCCUUCGAGGCCAGGCCAGCCCCCUUUCCCAGCAGUAGCAGCGUCCAAGAAAUGAUGACCAGCAUAUCCAUCACAGCGUUCUAGGCCCCGCUGUAAGGCCUCUGCACGUCGUUCACCUUCACCCUGAGGCUGCGGAGCAAACUGCCCAGGGGAGAGAGGCAGAGAGGGCUGGACACCUGCCAGCAGUCACACAGCAGCAAGUGUUGGCGUCGGGCUUCCAAGCCCAGCGGAGCACCUCCGGAUGAGUCCCCAGCCGCUCAGACGGGAAUCGGCACAGAAGAAGCUCAAGGCCUCCUCCCUCAACCCAACUGGGAGGAGACCCUGCCCCAACUGGGAGCCACCAAACCGACACUUGUAAUUUACCCGUGCACCUGUCCACUGGCGUUCCUCGCCCUGGGCAUCAUCGGAAGGCCGGAUGCGGCAUCCGCUGCCCAGCGUCCACCAGCCGGUCAAUAAACAUCUUGAAACGCAGGUCGCUCCUUGGGCGGCUGCAGAGUGGACACCCGUUUCCCUUUUCCCGGGGAGGAGCGCGCCUUAGCGGCUGGGUCCUUAUUUCUAGAAGGAAAGCCUCCCUUCGUCCUGCACUGACUGGGGAGAGCCAUGGGGCCUACCCACCGGGCGGCUGUGAGUCCUUAGGGGCCUGGCCCGGACAAUGGUAAAUGAUAAAUUUAGUUGCGCCCCUUAUUCCCAUUCUUUGAUUCUUCGCCGGGAGUCGGGAAAGCGGCUCUCCAGAGAACCGGCCCACAGCAAGUGUGGGUCUGGGCCCCGCCCAGGUGGACUGAGGCAGGGGCCAGGGGCUUCCGGGGGACCCCGACUUCGCGGGUCCGCAGGCACAAGCGCUCGGGGUGGCCAUCAACAGGGCGCCCCCAUCUGCUUCCCACCCGCCCGUCCCCAGCAGCCGCCGGGGUCCGGCCGAGGGGCAACCCCUUGCGGCCUGGGGGCGGGGCGAGGCGGGGGCGGGGGCCGCCUGCGCGGCCGUACUAGGAAGGAAUACGGCGGCGCGGCGGCCGGGCUGGGCGGUUUCCCGCCGCCGCCGGUGAAUGAGUCCCUGCUGCGCUGCCGCCGCCGCCCGUGCUGGAGCUGCGGCCGCGUCCCCCGCGCGGGCCCCGAACCUUCGCGCCAAGACCCCGGCGUGCCCUCGGGACAGCCUCCCGCCUCCGGCCACCACCGCGGGGCAGACUCUGCAGUGCUCCUCCUGACCUCCUUCCUGCCUGCCCCCAUGAGGAAAACCAACCUGUGGUUCUUGGAGCGUCUUCGGGGGUCUGGGGAAAACGUCACUGCUGGGAGCGAGGCCGGGGACAAGGCUUCCAAGGGGCCCCUAUACAGCAAUGUGCUCACACCCGACAAGAUCCCCGACUUCUUCAUACCCCCCAAGCUGCCCGCCGGCCCCACAGAUCCAGAGGGGCAGGCUGAGCUGGGCCCAGCCUCGUCGGAGCAGAACCUGGCCUCGGGGACACCCCGCCGAGCCCCCCGGAGCCCCCGGCUGCCUGCCAAGUUGGCAGCCGAGAGCAGGAACCUGCUGAAGGCAGCCACCCGGCACGUGAUCCAGAUUGAGAGUGCGGAGGACUGGCCGGGGGAGGAGGCCGCCGCCACCAACGCCGACCCCCAGGCCCAGGGGGCCAUGUCCCUGCCCUCUGUGCCCAAGGCGCAGACGUCCUAUGGCUUCGCCACGCUGGCAGAGAGCCCCCACACACGGCGUAAGGAGUCCCUCUUCCACAGCGAGCAUGGAGCCCUGGCACAGGUGGGCUCCCCAGGUGCCGGUCGCCGUCGGGGGGGCGCCAAGGCCAAUGGGGGCGAUGGGGUGCCCAGGGAGGCUGGUGGGGCCCUCAUGAGCCCCAGCCGCUACUUCAGUGGUGGGGAGAGUGACACAGGGUCCUCCGCGGAGUCUUCCCCUUUCGGGUCCCCUCUGCUCUCGCGCUCCGUGUCGCUGCUGAAAGGGUUCGCCCAGGACAGCCAGGCCAAAGUGAGCCAGCUCAAGCACUCGGCGGGCCGCCACGGCUCCCUGUCUGCUGAGGACGGCGCACCCGACACCAGCCCCGGGGCGCGGCGUCGCGGGACCCGCGGCGCCACCCCAGAGCCGGGCCCUGAGGGCGGCCAGGCGCCCCGCGCGGAGCACGCCGUCCGGAUGGGCCUGCGGGGCAGCGUGCGGCUGCUGGCGGAGUAUGAGGCCACGCAGGCCCGCCUGCGGGUGCGCCUGCUGGCUGCCGAGGGCCUCUACGACCGCCGGUGCGACGCCCGCAGCAUCCACUGCUGUGUGGGCCUCUGCCUGGUCCCCGGGAAGCUGCAAAAACAGCGCAGCACCAUCGUCAAGAACAGCCGCCACCCUGUCUUCAACGAGGACUUCUUUUUCGAUGGCCUGGGGCCGGCUAGUGUCCGGAAGCUGGCCCUCAGGAUCAAGGUGGUCAACAAGGGCAGCAGCCUCAAGCGGGACACGCUGCUCGGGGAGAAGGAGCUGCCCCUGACCUCCCUGCUCCCUUUCUUGUAAAGGCCCCUCCCUGCCUCCCUGCCUCCCUCCCCAGGGUGCGGAGAGAAGACCCCGCCUCCCUCCCACUCAGAUCCCAGUGGGCAGGAGGCCGGUUGGCCAGGCCAGUGGUGGUGGGGGGAGGUGUUAGUCAAUGCUGGGGGUUACUGGGUUGCCACCAGUGACCAGAACGCUACUUUUCACGGAUUCGUUUUUUUCAGAGGAGGAAGACGGGGGGCUGCCGGGGAAGAGAAGGGGACACUUUGCAGGGCUAAGUGUCCCCCCUCCCCCCCAUGCCCUAAGUUCCAUGCCGCCUCACCCCUUUCAGAGUUCUGGAAAGGGGUUCUGCGGUGGGGGGGUAGCCAGGAACCUGUGGAACCCUUUACCGAAGGCAUCCCAGUUCCCCAGUGACCCUGCAGGGGCCCAGAGGGCCUGGAGGCAGUAGAAAUGGAUCAUAGACCUAGAGGUGGCCAGUUCUGAGGCUGAGCCUAAUAUUUUCCUUGGUUGCAUGAGACUCCUCCUGCCCAGCCCACCAGACACCCUUGCCCCCUCUGCCCCCACCAGAGAGCAGGCCCAGGCCCAGGAUCUACCAACAGUACCCACAGGGCUGCAGGAGACACCCUACUGCAUUAGGCUCCAGAGCAGAGCGGGUCAGGGAGGCAGGUGCCACCAGCUGGCAGAAGACAGAGAAGGGAGGCAGGUGUUGCUGUGGGGCUGGAAGUGAGGAAGGCCCAGGAGAGGACAGUGGAGGCUAGGGCUCUUCUCCUGCCCCUGGGAGCCGGACAGCUGUCCUGUCUCUGUGUUCCUCCAGCCCCUUCCCUGCCCGGCCAGCCCGCCUCACCCUCAGGAGACUCGCUCCCCCAGAGGGGCUGCUCAGAGCAGGCCCAGAGCACGGCUCCCAGCCCCCACUCCCCCCAUCCCUCCAAGGCUGGGGGCUGCUGCCCCCCUGCGCAGCACCCUUGGCUGCUGGGCGCCAGGAAGUGGUAGCCAGGGAAUGAUGGCUGGACUUGCGCUCCACACAGUAAAUAGAUUUUUGUUCGCAUGGAUGGGACGGAGGGACGGAGCUGGCAGGCGGGGUGGACCCUGCUUUUGCCCCUUCAUGCUGCAUGGGUUUAAUUGUUUGUCAGUAUGUGGGUCCUUGAACAGUGUCCGUGGACGUUUCCCAGCUUCACACAACAGAAAUGGUACAGUUCGAAAUAGGGGCCGGGCCAGGCCAGGCUGCCUGGUGGGCAUGGUUGGACUGGGGCAGUUCCUGGGGAUCCCGGGGGCAACCCUCCCCAUCUGAACAUUGUCCCUCCUUACUAGGUUUCCAGAUCCCAGCAGGAGAGGGAUGAAGGAGAGCUCCCCCAUAGCUGGGGAAAGCACAUGUUCUCCUUUGCAUUUUGGGACUGAGAAUUUGGGGCCCUUGGAAGGUCCCUUGCUAUGCCCCUCUCCCCCCCACCUCUGUUCUAGGCCUGCCCCUUCAUGCCCCCUGCUCCUGGUGUCAGAGGGGGCCCCCCCUUUACUCUAGAACCUGGGCACCCCCCAGGGCCAGGCUUGUGGGCUGGAGCAGGUGGACAGCGGACCCUGCACUGAGUCAGAUGCUUGGAGCUUGCCCCCUCUCCCUUCCCUCUGACCCUGACCUCCUACCCUUGCUUUCCCUCUGGGGAGGGCCCAUUUUAUAAGCCCCUGUACUAUUUGAUAUCUUUGUGUUCCAAGUUGACUGUGGGUAAAUCUUUAAGACACCCUCUCCCAAGUGUGUUUGUUUAUAAAUGCUGUUUUUAGUGCAAUAAAGGUG
Messenger RNA from Ailuropoda melanoleuca (giant panda), 7007 nucleotides. RefSeq names its product C2 calcium dependent domain containing 4C (gene C2CD4C). The record is from RefSeq and is a predicted model, not a curated record. The transcript is spliced from 3 exons. Lineage: Eukaryota; Metazoa; Chordata; Mammalia; Carnivora; Ursidae. The coding region runs from base 3422 to 5254 and encodes 610 amino acids.